Striga asiatica is the source of this 1358-nucleotide messenger RNA. The record is from the annotation of a GenBank genome assembly. Lineage: Eukaryota; Viridiplantae; Streptophyta; Magnoliopsida; Lamiales; Orobanchaceae.
UUUACAAUCACACAUUUGUUUUCGAAAAUAGUCAACCCAAAGAGAAUCUAUCAACAAAAAAGGAAAAAAACCAACAGAGGAGAAAAAAAAAAAGGAAAAACUGUGGCCUGUGGGUGGUAGAGUGAGGAAAUCCAGCCAAUAAUCCAAAACCCUAGUUCCUCUCCAUGCGAUUUUGCUCUCAAUCUAUAAUAACUGGAUUAAGUAUCGGCAAUUAGGGUUCUAUCUGCACUAAUCAAUAUGCUGAGUAUGCUUCUUGUUGCUGUUAUUAGUGUUGUAGUCAUUAUCAUAAGCAGUGCGUUUGUUGAGAUGCUAUCAUCGGUGACUUCACUGUUUAGUUUACACGACCUCGCAAGUUUUAUUCUUUAUAACAAAUUGGGUCGAGGGCAGCGGGAAAAGGUGCAGCAGUUCAUGUCAAUUACUGGGGCAAGUGAAAAGAUUGCUAUUCAGGCACUGAAGUCCAGUGAGUGGCAAUUUGAAGGAGCAUUUGACAUAUUUUACAGCCACCCUCAUGUAAAGUCGGUUGCUGACACGAGACAUUUAGAAGAGCUUUACAAUAGAUACAAAGAUCCCUAUGCUGAUAUGAUUUUAGCUGAUGGAAUCACUUUGUUGUGCAACGAUCUUCAGGUUGAUCCGCAAGAUAUUGUCAUGUUGGUAGUCUCAUGGCAUAUGAAGGCUGCUACAAUGUGUGAAUUCUCAAAGCAAGAGUUUAUUGGUGGAUUACAAUCACUAGGGAUAGAUUCACUGGAGAAGUUCAGAGAAAGAAUAUCUUUUAUGCGUUCUGAACUAAAAGAUGAAUAUAAGUUCCGGGAGGUCUAUAACUAUGCAUUUGGAUGGGCUAAAGAGAAGGGUCAAAAGUCUCUGGCAUUGGAUACUGCAAUCGGAAUGUGGCAGUUACUAUUUGCUGAAAAGCAGUGGCCAUUAGUCGAUCACUGGUGCCAGUUCUUGCAGGCACGGCAUAACAAAGCGAUUUCUCGUGAUACGUGGUCCCAGCUACUCGAGUUUGCUCGGACAGUGGAUCCUGCAUUGUCGAACUAUGAUGCGGAUGGGGCGUGGCCUUAUUUGAUAGAUGAAUUUGUUGACUACUUGACCGAAAAUGGUGUAAUGCAAAAGGGAAAGCUGACCGAUUGGAGCUACAAACAAUGACCGAUCACUCUAUUCUGGUCGUCAACUUAAUUGUUCUUCAUUUUCGGUCAGAUUGAUUUGUAAAAUUGAUUGGAACAAAGAAAAGAACAUAAAACAUAAUAAAACUUAAAAGGAAACAGUAAAACACCAUCCAACUGUUGUGUAAAAUUGUGGGGGCUUUGUUUGGAAUUAUACAUUAUUGAUGUUUGACAUCUUUGAUUCUUCCUUGUUCAUAA